UGAUUUUGAUUCUCAGAAUCUGCAAUCCGUUUGCGUGAGAAAUGAAACCUUGGACUCCGUAAACUAAAAUUGCAGUUGGGCUUUCCCGCUUUCCCGUUUCUAGCACUACGUCCAAAUAAUGUCAUGUCAAGAAUCAAGGGCUUCUUAAAUUUGAGGCGAAAAGUCCGAAGGAUUUUGAAGAAGCACUGGUUUCUGUCAGUUAUUAUACCAUUCCUUAUUGGUGUAUCCGUAGCGUUCAUUCAGACGGAUUGUCAAGCAAGCGGAUCGAAUUGUUAUUAUUUCAGAUUAGGUUGCUAUGGAGGUUUGGGCAUAGUUUUGUUCAUUCUGUUCGUGGACCUCUGCGUCUGCAUCUAUCAAUUUCGCCGGGGCACUCCCAUAGAAGACGACAAGGAAGACGGAGGUUUCAAAGAGCGUACGGUAAUACGUCGGCGAAGUACCUUUGCGAACCUUGCCCAGCGGCGGCGGGGUUUGCCUCCGGCAUAAUCAGUGUAUCGCGGAGUAAAUUUCGGAUUGCUUUCCUAAAUCGGUAAACAUUCCGCAUCUUCCGCGACUCCAGGCCGCUGGCAUAUUCCGUCGAUUAUCCAUUAAAAAAUUGCUGCGACGAAGGGGCAUUAUGCGAAUCGAUGUAGCAACUUCCAGAACCACGAUGUCUGAAGAAGCCGCUGGAAUCCCAGAGUUUGUGUUGUAGACGAUAUCCCCGGAAAAGUGCGCGAAAUCCAUGCACUGCUGGCCAGUGCCAACUCUGCGAACACAGAGCGACUGCGCCAGAUGGCCGUUCUACCAGGCGGACUUUUGACGAAUAAAAUUCGUCAGCAAGCGUGGCCUAAAAUUCUGGAUAUCACUCCCUUUGCAAAACAUGACGAACCAACCGAAGAGGACAUGAAGGAGCACCGAGAUGCGCGUGUUGUGGACUUGGAUGUCGAGAGACUGCUCAAAAGAUAUCCGCCUGAUUUGGAUGCGGAAGUCCGCGAUGAAAUGCAGGAUGUGUUGAAGCGUGUCAUUAUGAGGACAUUGCACGGAACAGACUAUCAUUACUACAAAGGAUUCCGUGACAUCGCCAUUACCGUGCAUUUGGUGCUUCGCGAUGGGAACCUGACGGUUGCCGUUCUUCGAAAACUGUGCCAGACUCAUUUCCGCGUUUUCAUGACGCCGACGUUAUUAGAUACGGUUACUAUGCUGCAGUUCAUUUAUCCACUGAUCCGCAGAUGUAACCCCCAUCUCCAUGAUUUUUUAACACCGUCAGACAUUGGCACAAUGUUUGCUUUGCCAUGGCUUAUUACUUGGUACAGUCACAACAUACAAGAAAAUGUUCCCCUAACAUUGGUUGUUCGCCUGUGCGAUCUGUUUAUUGCCUCCGAUCCACACAUGCCGAUUUACUUGGGCGCUGCUAUAGUGAACAGCCUGUCGCAUCGGAUCCUGUCGUUGCCUGAGGAUCAGGCCGAAGUUCACGGAUUUCUCAAUUAUCUCCCCACCACUCUAUCAUGGGAAACGUUAAUCAAAGACGCCCGGGAUCUUUACCUUCAAUUCCCUCCUGCCACGAUUGCCCCGGAGGCUGAACGUGUACCACAGCUUCAGGAAGAGGCUCGCGAAAACAAAUUUACAAGACCAACGAAAAAGCCACCGGUGAUCGCACCUCAACAUGACCGUUUGUAAAUGAAAUUUGGUAUGGCAGCCGGCAUUGGUGUUGUUAUUGUGGCGGUACUCAUUGCCCGAUACUAUUCUCGCUCUUCCAUUCCGACCCGGCUUCCGAUGGCCAAAAGUUGGCCAGUCCUCCCAAUGAUUUGUGAUGGUGAUUUUUGUACAGAAAUGAGCAAGAGAGAUUUCCUGUUUUUCGUUUAACCUCGCGUGUGAAAUUUUCUUAACCAGUUUUGUCAGAUCAUUUAUGAGAUUUGUUUGGCCAUUCAUUCGUGCUAUGGUUUGGCUUAAUAGUAGACAAUUUUCGUACCUGAACGUGGUUAUGAUGUAUGUGUUUGACAAUUAUGUGUUUACACGAAAAUUGAAGAAGGAAGAGA
Messenger RNA from Paramacrobiotus metropolitanus, 2012 nucleotides. Its product is annotated as TBC1 domain family member 20-like. The coding region runs from base 769 to 1653 and encodes 294 amino acids. The record is from RefSeq and is a predicted model, not a curated record. Gene Ontology annotation, biological process: positive regulation of GTPase activity; endoplasmic reticulum to Golgi vesicle-mediated transport. Lineage: Eukaryota; Metazoa; Tardigrada; Eutardigrada; Parachela; Macrobiotidae. The transcript is spliced from 8 exons. Gene Ontology annotation, cellular component: endoplasmic reticulum membrane. Gene Ontology annotation, molecular function: GTPase activator activity.